Panicum virgatum (switchgrass) is the source of this 2958-nucleotide messenger RNA. RefSeq lists its product as uncharacterized. NCBI's taxonomy places the organism in Eukaryota, Viridiplantae, Streptophyta, Magnoliopsida, Poales, Poaceae. The transcript has a single exon. The record is from RefSeq and is a predicted model, not a curated record. Bases 665 to 1702 code for a protein of 345 amino acids.
GGCAAGUGGUUACAAGUGUAUAAACUGAAACAUGGUUUGGGUACUUGGUCGGAAUUCAUGGCUACUGUAGAAGAUCUGUUUGGGUCUUAUGCUUAUCAUGAUUCUAUCACCGAUCUCAUUGCAUUGGAACAAGAUGGUUCUCUUGAUGAUUAUGUUGCCGCAUUCACUAAUUUGUAGUAUCAGGUCUCUAUGCAUAACACCGGUUUCGAUGAUAUUUUCUUUGUCACCCAAUUCAUCAAAGGGUUGAAGUCUGAAUUGCGUGCUGGCGUUCAGUCUCAAGUUCCUAAAACCGUCAAGAAAGCUGUUAUGUUGGCCAAAAUCCAACACCAAUUAUGGGAGGACAAGAGAUUCAAGCAGUUCAAAUUUCCCAUCUCCUCGAAGUCUUCUCUAUCUAAUACUAAGUCUGAUACUCGCUCGACAUCUUCUUCUGUUAGUCCACUCUGGAGAGAACGACAGUUGCGUGAUUAUCGCAAAUCUAAUGGUCUUUGCAUGUAUUGUGGUGAUAAAUAUGAUAAAGCUCAUGCCGCAUCUUGUACUAAACGACCUCAGCCUCAGGUUCAUGCCUUGAUGAUCAAUGAUCUUGACCAGACAUUGAUUGAAGACGUGUUGACUCAGCUAGCAGUGGAGGAUUCCUUGCAGGAAGAGUUUGAGCAGUUGUCUCUGAAUGCACUUGCAGGAAACUGCUAAUGGAGAGGUGCUUACUCUUCGAGCACUGGUCCACAACAAAGUGAUGCUUAUUCUCAUUGAUAGUGGCAGCUCCCACAGUUUCAUUAAUACUUCUUUUGUUGAUUUGAUUGGACUCCACACUGUUCCAUCACCAACCAAGGCAGUCAAAUUGGCUAAUGGUCAGGUUUUGUAUACUGACAAGACAGUUCCAUCACUGGAAUGGUGGUGCCAGGGAUAUACUCUCUGUACAAGCAUGCAGGUGUUGGAUUUAGGGGCAUAUGAUGCAAUUUUAGGCUAUGAUUGGCUGCAACAGAACAGUCCAAUGACUUGUGAUUGGGUUAAUCAUGUACUGGAAUUCUCUAACCAGGGCCACCCAAUCAAACUUCAAGGUACUAUGCCAGCACCAAUGACACUAUCUGCAAUUUCAGCUGAAAGUUAUGUCAAAUGGCAACAGGGUAAUGAUGUUUGGGCUUUAGCGGUCAUUCAGAUGGGUGAUCCACCCUCCUCCUCUACUCCUGCACCUGAACUUGCUACUCUAUUAGAAGAAUUUGCUGAUGUGUUUGCUAAACCCGAUAAACUUCCACCUCAGAGAACCUAUGAUCACUCUAUACCUUUGUUUCCUGGUUCUAUUCCAGUAAAUUCUAGGCCCUACAGAUACUCUCCACUCCAUAAGGAUGAGAUUGAGAGGCAAAUCAAAGAAUUGCUCACUGCUGGAUUAAUCAGUCAUAGUACUAGCCCAUUUGCAUCCCCAGUGUUAUUAGUCCAGAAGAAAGAUGGAAGUUGGAGGUUUUGUGUGGAUUAUAGAAAGUUGAAUGACUUAACUAUCAAAAACAGAUUUCCAUUGCCUAUCAUUGAGGAAAUUCUAGAUGAACUGUUUGGCUCCAAGUUCUUUACUAAGUUGGAUAUGACCUCUGGUUACCAUCAGAUACGCAUGCUGCCUAUGGAUGAACAUAAGACAGCUUUCAAAACACAUCAUGGUCAUUUUCAGUUCAGAGUAAUGCCUUUUGGUCUUAUCAACGCCCCUGCAACAUUUUAGUGUAUCAUGAAUGAAGUGUUACAACCUUUUCUGCGCAAGUUUGUUUUGGUCUUCCUUGAUGAUAUUCUCAUUUAUAUCUCCUCCUUGGCUGAUCAUUUGUGUCAUCUUAGACAAGUGCUGACUCGAUUACGCCAUCAUCAGUUCUAUCUAAAGACCAGCAAGUGUUCUUUUGCUCAGCCUCAUAUUGAUUAUCUUGGCCACAUCAUUUCUCAAGAGAGGGUUGCUACUGAUCCAUCUAAAACAGCAGCUAUGCUUAACUGGCCUACUCCUUCUAAUGUUACUGAGUUACGGGGAUUUUUAGGGCUGACUGGAUAUUACAGACGUUUUGUCCAUCACUAUGGCAUUAUAACUAAGCCAUUGACCACCUUGCUCAAGAAAAAACAGUUUCAGUGGAACUCUCAAGCAACUGCAGCCUUUGAAGCAUUGAAGCAGGCUAUGUCUCACACCCCAGUACUAGCCCUCCCUAAUUUCUCUAUCCCCCCUCCCUAAUUUCUCUAUCCCCUUCAUUGUGGAGACUGAUGAUUGUGCUACUGGGGUGGGUGCAGUUUUGAUGCAUGAAGAUAAACCCAUAGCAUUUCUGAGUAAAGCUCUGGGCCCCACACACCAACACCUCUCCAUUUAUGAGAAGGAGUUUCUUGCCUUGAUCAUGGCAAUUGAAAAAUGGAGACCUUAUCUCCAAAGACAGGAAUUCAUCAUACGCACUGACCAUAAAAGCCUAUCUUACCUCACUGAGCAAAAUUUACAGUCUGAGCUACAAUGUAAAGCAAUGACAAGAUUAAUGGGACUUCAGUUCAGGGUGGUCUACAGAAAAGGCAAAGACAAUGUAGCUGCAGAUGCCCUCUCUCGUGUUGGACAUCUCAUGUCUAUCCAAGCAGUUUCUACAGCUACACCGAAGUGGAUCCAAGAAGUUUUUAAUUCUUAUCACACUGAUCCUGUUGCUCAGAAAUUGCUUCAGUCACUCACAGUGCAAUCACCUGAUGAGCAAGGUUUUUACUUGGAAAAUGGUCUGAUCAAGCUGAAACAGCACAUUUGGGUUGGUCAGAAUUCAGCAUUAAGAACUAAGAUCAUUGCAGCUCUUCAUGCUAGUCCCAUUGGAGGCCACUCAGGCAUUCAACCCACUUAUUACAAAGUCAAAAAUUACUUCCAUUGGAAAGGUCUUAAGCAAAAUGUGGAGGAUUUUGUUAAACAGUGUGUGGUUUGUCAACAAGCCAAACAUGAACACACACAUCCUGCAGGUCUUCUUCAGCCAUUACCCA